Cuscuta europaea is the source of this 3677-nucleotide messenger RNA. The record is from the annotation of a GenBank genome assembly. NCBI's taxonomy places the organism in Eukaryota, Viridiplantae, Streptophyta, Magnoliopsida, Solanales, Convolvulaceae.
UUGAAGUCCUUUCGGCCAAGAGGCCUACGAACAAGUGGAGCUGCAUGCCUCACAAAUCACAAUGGCAUUGAAACUAGUUUAUCUGCCAUUUCACACGGCCAAGAGGCCUACUGCUUCUCAAUCAAAGCUGGUGCAGUUCUCUUGCUCAAAGUCGUCGUCUUUUGUACAAAUUUUUCCAAAACACGCCAAGGAUUCAGGGCGGAGAAGGUCGUCUUUAGCGUGCGUGAAAUCGGAGGAUGACAAUGUUUCAGAUGCGGUGAACCAAUGGGGAAAGGUCUCUGCCGUGCUGUUUGAUAUGGACGGAGCACUUUGCAAUAGCGAGGAGUUGUCUAGAAGGGCAGCUGUGGACGUUUUUGCGGAAAUGGGGGUUCAGGCUACUGUUGAAGAUUUUGCGCCCUUUACGGGCAUGGGGGAAGUGAACUUCUUAGGUGGUGUUGCUAAUGUGAAGGCUGUUAAGGGAUUCAAUCCCGAUGCAUCAAAGAGGUUUUUUAAGAAAUAUUCAGAUAAGUAUGCAAAAUCAAAUUCUGGUAUAGAUUUUCCCGGUGCCUUUGAGCUUGUUGCACAGUGUAAAAGCAAAGGUCUCAAAGUCGCUGUUGCCUCAAGUGCUGAUCGUGUCAAGGUUGAUGCAAACUUAACAGCUGCUGGUUUGUCAUUGACGAUGUUUGAUGCAAUUGUCUCUGCGGAUGCAUUUGAAAAUUUGAAGUCUGCUCCUGAUAUUUUUUUGGCCGCAUCAAAGAUUCUGAAUGUGCCCCCUAGUGAGUGUGUGGUCAUUGAAGAUGCAUUAGCUGGCAUACAAGCUGCCAGAGCAGCAAAAAUGGGAUGCAUAGCUGUGACCACUACAUUAGCAGAAGCUACUUUUGAAGCAGCGUCUCCGACUCUUAUCAGAAAGGAGAUAGGCAAUAUUCCAACUGAUGAUAUUCUCAAUGGUGGAUCCGGUUCCAAUGAGAUGAAGAUGCAGGCAUGUCAACCUAUCAGUUAUUAUGGACCAUCUUCAACUGAACCCAACAAUAAAGGGAUUACAUCUAUGCAGGAUAAAUACCCUUUUAUUGAUCCAAUCUUCUGGUUUGGAGGGUGCAGGGUAGCUAAUUUCAAAUCUAGGUGUUCAAUAACAAAUAUUGGUAUUCUUUCUGACUCAACUGAUGAAGAAGUUAAGGAGAAAUUUGAAUCUGCUGAUUGCAACUGUCCGGUUCCUGUUGUAAAUAUUAAAUCGGAUAUUCUGGAGAGUGAAGCGCUGAAUCUACUGGCUGAGGGAACAUAUGUGGAUACUCUUUUGACAACACUUCCUGUCUUAUCAAAAGAGGAGCAGCAUACUAUUGCUUCAACUCCUGCUCAUCCAGCAGGGUUAUAUGCUUUAUAUGCCAGUUGCCUGGCUGGAAACUUAGUAGAACAGCUUUGGAAUUUUGCCUGGCCUGCUACUAUUGCAUUGCUUCAUCCAAGCCUUCUUUCUGUUGCAACAAUGGGUUUUGUUGCUAAGGUGGCUGUCAUUGUGGGAGGUCCAGUGGUUGGCAAGCUUAUGGACCAUUUUCCCAGGGUACCUGCAUUUAAUUGUUUAACACUUGUUCAGGCAGUUGCUCAGUUGUUGUCAGUUAGUGUGAUCAUUCAUGCCCACAGCUUCCAUGCUACAUCUUCAUCCUUCAUUAUUUUUCGGCCAUGGUUUGCUGUACUUGUUCUAGCCGGGGCUGUUGAAAGGCUAUCUGGACUGGCUCUUGGGGUUGCUGUGGAACGUGAUUGGGUUGUUUUGUUAGCUGGUACCAGUCGGCCAGUUGCUCUUGCUCAAGCAAAUGCUAUUCUUAAUCGAAUUGAUGUCUCAUGUGAGGUUGCUGGAGCAGCACUAUUUGGCUACUUUCUGUCCAAAUAUGAACCUGUAAAAUGCUUAAGGCUUACCGCCACAUUGAUGAUAGGAACAUUGCCUAUUGUGAUCCUCUCAACAUGGCUAACCAACAAACUUUCUUCUGGGGUUCUUGACCGUGCCAAAUCUGUUCAAACUUGUUGCACUUGUCACUCCAGUGAUUCUUUGCUUGAAUCUGAAACUAUAGUGGGAAUGAGUAUAGAAGCCAUCAAGCAUGGAUGGGUUGAAUAUAUCCAGCAGCCUGUUCUUCCAGCAAGCAUCGCCUCUGUGUUACUUUACUUCAAUGUUGUUCUUGCACCUGGUGGUUUAAUGACAGCAUUCUUAACACAGCGUGGCCUAAAUCCAACCAUCAUUGGGAGCUUUAGUGCAUUGAGUGCAUUCAUGGGCAUUGCAGCUACUUUUGGGUCUGCACAAAUGGUCAAGAGAUUUGGCAUUUUAAAGGCUGGAGCAGCUUCCCUGAUAUUACAGGCAUCACUUUUAAGCUCCGCUGUAGUUGUCUAUUUGACUAUAUCUCUUACAAGGCAAACUCAACUUAUGUUUUUCUUGGGUCUGAUAGUGCUAUCACGAUUAGGGCACAUGUCAUAUGAUACUAUAGGGUCACAGAUUUUACAAACUGGAAUCCCAGCAUCUAAAGCAAAUCUUAUUGGGACUACAGAGAUUUCCUUUGCAAGCUUGGCAGAGUCCAUAAUGUUGGGGGUUGCUAUAAUUGCAAAUGACGUUUCACAUUUUGGAUUUCUAGCAACACUCUCUGUCCUAUCAGUAGUUAGUGCUGCUUGGUUAUACUGCAGAUGGUUGGCAAAUCCGACAGAUACACAAAAGAGCCUUUUCACUUUUGACCCACAGUUUUUAUAAUAUAAAUAGAGCUGCAAGUUUAGAGUCCAUGGAUUAUCUUUAUCUGCAUUCUCGUUGCGACCCAAGCAAAUGACAAAGGCCCAGUAUGCAGCAGUUUCAGAGAUGGUUAAUUUUGGCCUGCUGGGAGAUGGAAUGCUUAUGAAGCAUCAAUGCUUUUUGGAGUAUUGUGGCAGUUUGAGCAAUCUUUUUAUUCACCUAACACGUCCAGGUCCUCACUUACCGCCUUGCCAUCUAAUUUGAGAUUUAAAGGAGUUGUGGUAGAUGCCCGUCCCUGUACAUAGAGAAAAACACUUUGGGAGUUGGAACAUGGCACUUGAGAGGAGGCCGCAAGGCCCGCAAUACGCUGAGAUUUCUGAGUUGCUUUCUCUCACCUGGGUUUAACCCCUACGCCAUCAUCCCGAAGCCCUUAGGCCGAUUUCCAUGUUGGCAUAUAUUUUUGGGGCAUUUAUGUCAAUUCCAGGUUUGGCCUUGAGCAUUGGUGAUCGGGCAAAAAGAGUAAAGCUUUGGUACCCUACAGGUGUUCUCUCAACAACAAGAUGAAUUAUUGGUCUCCAUAGCCAUAGGCAUCAUUGUGACAGAAGUAUUUAUAUAAUGAACAAAGUGCUGUAGAUGAGAAGAGAUCAUUAGUGACUUGGGGCUGCCCAUUGUUUGGUUGAAGUGGUUGAAGUGCUGAAUGCCUGAAUGUGUUAAAAUCAGGACAAAAAGAUGGCUGAAUAAGUUGAAAACACUUCUGCAAAUAGUUUGAUGAUCUAGAAAUGAAGACAGGAGUGUAAUUCCUUUCAUUAACCCAUUUCAGUAAAAAAAAAAACUUUUGCAUGUAUUAUUCUUGAUGCAUAAAUUAUCUCCACUGCACGGUUAUGGAGUAGAAAAAUGACAUUACAAGUACAAAUGAAUUUGCAAUGAAACGUUUUAGUGUUCUUUUUAACCACAUAUAUUGCAGAGUGCAGACAUGCAUUUGAGUUAAUUUGUGUGCUUU